GGGGAAAGGGAAGGAUAAGGUGGACGAUGAAGACGUCACCUUCCAACGCAUGGUUGCAAAGGGAUCCUGGCUUCUUCUACUGGCUGGUUGAUGCAUGCAGAUGCAAGAGGUUGCAGGAGAACGUGGAGGUUACCUUCAUGGCCGAGGCGGUACAUCUCUCUCUUCUCUCUGCAUUUUUUUUUUUUUUUUUUUUGGUGCAAACUUGAACCCCCAUGUGUGCAUUAGGGCCAAGUGUGCAUUCAAGGAAUGCAGCUACUACUUUAACUAUCUCUCUGUGUUCUGUGUGUGUGCACUUGAGUCAUGCACACAUCCACCACUUUCUAAUUUUAUUGUUGUUUAGCUCUUUACUUUGUUGCCAUCUGUGUAAGUUUGAGUAUACAGCCUUGGACAGUGAUGACCUAUUAUAUCUCAAGGAGCAGAUGGAAGCUGAGGAGGAUGCAGAACGCCUCCUUCGUCGCACUGAGAAACGAGCAUUUGCUGCAUUUAAGCAAGCUGCAAGUCUGGCAGAUUCUUCACCUGCAUCGGCUCCCUUGACACUUCGUGUUGAGCCCAAACAAAAGAGUGGGAUUAGACAGCAAGAUCUACUGAAAAAGGUGGUAGAAGUUAAACCCAAAAAGCAGAAAGUUGCAAGUCCAUCUAAUGGUAAUCAGUUGUCCCUCUCCCAAAAGAAUGUUGGUGCUUCUUCGACAAAUCUUAAGCCUGAAUCUGACCAGGACAAGCACAAGGUGCAUUUGUCAUCACCAUCUUCCAAAAUAGAUGGUGAGUCCAAGGUGGAAACUACUGCCCAAAGCUUAUUAGGCUUAGCAUAUGCAAGCUCUGACGAUGAAGAUUAAAGAAAGAAAUGGCAUUCUCUCGUGAAGCUUGGUUUUUUUAUCUUUUUUUUCUUUCUUUUUUCACUUGUCUUUACAUAGUAUUAUUGUAUCCUUGAUUAUUAGUACAAAAACUCAUGUUCACUGCUCAGACUACUUUUUACUGAAGACCAUGCUUAAAGUCGGUACAA
Messenger RNA from Rosa chinensis, 1000 nucleotides. RefSeq lists its product as uncharacterized. Lineage: Eukaryota; Viridiplantae; Streptophyta; Magnoliopsida; Rosales; Rosaceae. The transcript is spliced from 4 exons. The record is from RefSeq and is a predicted model, not a curated record. The coding region runs from base 213 to 833 and encodes 206 amino acids.